Cladophialophora carrionii CBS 160.54 is the source of this 1404-nucleotide messenger RNA. RefSeq lists its product as uncharacterized. Bases 1 to 1404 code for a protein of 467 amino acids. Gene Ontology annotation, biological process: regulation of DNA-templated transcription; transmembrane transport. Gene Ontology annotation, molecular function: DNA-binding transcription factor activity, RNA polymerase II-specific; zinc ion binding; transmembrane transporter activity. The record is from RefSeq and is a predicted model, not a curated record. Gene Ontology annotation, cellular component: membrane. The transcript has 4 exons. Lineage: Eukaryota; Fungi; Ascomycota; Eurotiomycetes; Chaetothyriales; Herpotrichiellaceae.
AUGGCCGCAGGACUGAUUAGUGGUGGUCCCGUAGCGUUGGUUUAUGGCUUCAUAUUGGCAUAUUCAGGAACCAUUGCUAUGGCCUUGUCGUUGUCCGAGGCUGCUUCAAUGAUCCCGUCUGCAGGCGGACAAUAUCAUUACGUCGCCGAGCUCUCCCCCUCCUCGAUCGCCCGUCCUCUGAGUUGGGCUGCGGGCUGGGUGACCAUGUUCGGAUGGCAAUCGGUCGCUGCCAGCGCUCCGUUUCUCGCCGGGACCAUGAUCCAGGGGUUGAUUGUGCUCAACGAACCUUCAUACAUCUACAAGCGCUGGCAUGGAACCCUCCUCUACUGGGCCGUCCUUGUCCUUUCCCUGGCAGUCAACGUCCUGGGCAUUCGGAUCCUCCCACACGUGGAAAACGCGUCCAUGCACACGACGUUGUCCAAUACCUUCCGGCUCGGAUUCCUUCUCACAACAUCUCCCGUGAAAUGCGACGAAACCAAGCCGUCCUGCCGACAGUGUGCUCUCAAGAGUUUAGAAUGUCCGGGAUACGCUCCUCGGUGGAAGUGGUCGACCAAACAUGAACGGCGGUCCGGCCUCCAGAUUCGACGUGCUCCUGUUUCCAAGAAGGCGAGGGCCAAGCCAUCCGCAUCCGGUUCAGAAGAUAUUACUCCAGAAGUAGAUCAGCAAGAGAGUGUAGGGACGGAUUGGGUCGACCAUCUCCAGCAUGUAGAGUCCAUCACGGAGGACCUGGAUACUGGCGAUGCCGUCGUCGGUGCUGAGGCAGAGCGAGCGUUGUUGAACGAAGAUUGGGAUAAUGUUACUUUCCAGGCGUCCACUUCUCGAAGCCAUUGUAUCACAACACCUGGACAGCCCUGCUUCGCCCUGGCCCAGUGGUCAUGGCAACCUUCAGACACCAUCCUCAGCAACGUCCAGGUUCAGGUGGAUUUCUUCUCUCAGCAGGUAUGCAAGGCCUUGACAGCGAUCGACUCGAUGAACAACCCAUUCAGGAGGGUGGCCUUGUCGCGGACAAAGGACUCUCUUCUGUUUUUCUCCUUGUGUCGCUACCUCACUGCGGCUUUCCUGAACUCGAGUGCGUCGGACGCCACCAGUGCUUCGGUCGUGCAGAACGCCCAGACCGAAACGUUGCAACGACUGCACAGUGCCGUGGCCCAGCUAGACAUGCUGACGCGAACAAAGGUCGAGGACAUCUUGAUGGCCAUCAUCAUGUUCGGGCUCCGCAUCUACGAGGCUCGCAGGACACUCCUGAAGCGUCUCCAAUCGAUCCGCGAGAUCUUGCCGUACAGUUUGCUCGAGCUCGUGCAAGAGCUCGUGCUCAAAACGUGGGACGCCGGUGACAAGGAUAACCCCGAAGUCUUCUGGAUCGAUGUCAUGAUUGAAAAUGAAUCGAAGUUCCUGCUAGUAUGA